UUUGUCUAGCGCCACUUGUAGACGUUGGUGUCCAAACUCUCGUUCCAGAAACUCAAAACAACAUAAUUCACACGCGGUCAAUAUUUUUAUUCAACAUUAUUAAUUAAUCGUAGCAAUGUAUUGAUGUGAUCGUAACCGGUACAUUAAUGAUAAUAUUAAUAGGUGCUUAAAACUUUAUUAUUAUUACUGAUUCACUGAUAAACACCGAAGAACGCGUCGGACUUCCCCCCCGUGAUAACGUAUAAUAUUGAUUAAGUGGUUGAGUUAUCGUCGUUGUCGUCGUCGUUGUUGUGACGGUGGCCGACAAACAGUGAAUCUGCUGGAUGGGCCGUUGCAUGAUUUUCGUGUCACUCAGCAAUAUUUUCUAGUCCUAACUACGUAGCGUUCGAGCAAACUGUGUUUCGUAUCGUCUGAUGGUAACAGUUCGGCUACGCCGAUAGUUUUGUUGUUCUCUUUUUUCCUCUUGUUUCUCUCUCUCUCUUUCUCCGUCUCGCAUGCACGCAAGUGGGACAAAUGAUCGUGUGCGAUAGCAGCUUCUGUAUGAGUAGUAGGUGGUGGCACUCCGAAUAAUAAUAAUAAUAAUAAUAAACAGUAAUAAUAAUCGGAAGAAAACAAGAAUAAUAAUUUAUAUUCUCUGGUGCGCCGUUCAAAAUUCAAAUCGCGUUUCUGGUACGACCGCAUCGUUUUGGCGUGUUGAAAACAAAUGAAGGAGAAGAUUAAAAAAAAAUGUGAACUUUGCACUGUCGUCUACUGCUGUUGUACACGACUAACCACGGAACGUUCUAUAUUUGCGAUUUUCAGACAUGCUUCAGUGUACCGCGUGAGUGACGUCUGCGGUGCUAUUAGUUUUUUACACGGGCUGGUAAUGUACGCUGUGUUUUUAAUUUCCGUCUGGUCCGCUACAAUGACUGAUGGAUAUUGAUCGAUCCAUAAAUGGGUGGUUUGAAAGGAUAAGCUUGAUUCAGAGGAAAGCUGAUCACUACAAGCUUCGUCAAGAUAUUCUUUCAUUAUUAUCAAACAGCGAAGAUUCCUUUGACUUUUACAUUAAAUCGAAGGGAAUCACAAUUAGAGCAAAUACUUGUAUAUUACGCUGUCGUUGUCCACAAUUUUACUAUGAAGUUAUUAAGAAAGUUAAUAUUGGUAAUUUGCCAUUAUAUUUAUUAGAACAAAUCUCAGAUUUCAUCAAGUGUGUUUAUUCUGACAGUGAUGUUACUGCACAUGAAAAAAAACUAAUUAAAUCAAUUAAUAUUGAUAAUUCAAAAAAAAAGAAACACCUAUCAAUUGAUUUAUGUGAACCUAAACGAAUAUCUUGUGAUAUCAAUCCAUUAUAUUAUUCUUUAGGUCAUUAUGAAGAUUUUUCUUCAAGUGAAUUUAGUGAUAUUGAACAAUGUACACAAGAUUAUAUUGAAUCAGUCAUUUUAAAUCCGUUGAUCAUUGGCAAUCUUUCAUUGAACAAUAUGAAUAUUAAUUUAAAUAAUUCAGUGGAGUCUCAUCUAAUUAAAUCUGAAACUAAUAGCACUUGUGAAGAGCCAUAUGUUCAAACAACUGGAGAAAGUUAUGUAGAUGAAAAAUGUUCAGUAAAAAUUAGUGGAUCAGAACUUGACAACACUAAGGUUGAAAUUGUCAAAAAUCAAUCUUGCGACUUAAAACAUGAUUUGGUUAAACAACCAAAUAUUUCUGAUGUUACAAAGAGUUUUUUAAACCUGGAGCUUGCUACUGAAUUCAAAAAUACAUUAGAUUCAUCAGCUAAUGUUCAAAAUCCUAAAAUAAAUUCAUUAGUUAUUGAAAAUGAAAAGAACAACUUAAACUAUUGUAAACCUAAUAUCUCAAAUGUUGAUAGUUUGUUAAAUAAGAAUUUAAAUAAAGAUAAUAUUUUAUAUAACAAUGAUAAAAGUAAUAAAAUGAAUCAAGAAACUGAUGAUGAUCUAGAUGUUGUAUCACCACAUAAUUUUGAAACUUUUACUGUAAUUAAUAAAAAUAAUGAAACCGGAAACAUUUCUUGUGAAUAUAAUAUAAAAAACAGUACUAAUAAAAGUGAGCAGGAUUCAUUGAAAAAUGAAUCAAAUAACUUUCAGACAUUUACUGUAAUAAACGAAAAUAUAAUAGAUAAUGAUAAUGAAUCUCAUAAUGACAUAACUGUAAACAAUGAUCUAUUUGAACCUGAAACUUCAAAUGAUUAUAAAACAUUUACUGUUGUGAAUGGAAUUAGUGUAUCUCUUUUACAAGAUCAACCAUGUAGUUCAUUUAAUUCAAUUUUACCAGAUAGUAAAACAUUAAAUAGUAAUAAUAGCAUAGAUUUAGAUUUACUACCAUCAAUUCAUACACCAUCUGAAUUUAAUGCAAUGGCAUUCUUAUCACCGUCAAACCAAAAUGUAUUUAACAAAAAAGACAAAAAUGUAGUUAAAGAAGAAGAUUUAUCUAUAAGUCUUAAGAAUGGUGAGAAUGAGUAUAAUUUAGAUAAAUAUGAUGAUAUUGUUCCUGCAAAGGAAGAAAUUUCUAUACUUAAUGAGUUUUAUUAUCCAAUUGAUCUUAAAGGAGAAGAAACUAUUAAAAAAGAAGUUUUCAAUACAAAUAAUUUUAAUGAUUCAUUAACAUCAAAUGAUAAUACCUUAUGUUCUAACAUGAUACAAAAUAGUGAUGCAGUAAUAUCUAGUAAAUUAUACAUAGAUAAUGAUAAUACAAAUUUAAAUUUUAUUUCUGAAAAUAAUCAAAGAAGUUAUAAUUUAAAUUAUCAGCAUUCAGAAAAACUCAAAAGUACUGGUGAAUCUGAUAGUACACUUAGUUUACAUCUUGAAAUUUUUGAGAAUAACAAAGGAAUGAAUUCCCCAGAUUCAUUAAAUGAAGAUGAAGUGUUUGGUUUGGAAGAAAAACCUGUUGUUUCUAAUAAGCUAGAAUUUGUUCCUUUAGAAUCAACACCAUUAAAAGAUACCAAAAGUCCACGUUUGUCUAGGAAAUAUAUGGAAAGUUCUCCUGUGAUAACAGCCAACGCUUAUAUUCCUGAUGUAGAAAUAUUAUCAACUGUAGAAGAGAAAAGCGAACGAAAGAACUCUAGUUCAUUUUUUAUUGAUUUCAAUGAAGGUAAUAAGCCAAAAAAUAAACCAAAACGUUUUGAAAAUCUUACAAAAUCCUUAGAUUCUAGUACGAUUUCUAAUAGUAAAGAAAAAAUAUUCUCAAUGUUUAUCGAUUUUAAUGAAGAUUCUGAAUCAAGUGAAUCGUCAUCUAAAGGUACUAAACAUCGUAAGCCCCAAACGCUUGCUGAUCGAUUUGUCCGAAUGCACAGUGAAGAAGCUAGUAAUACCAAAAGUAAUGACAAUGAAGAUACUGUGACUCCUCCUCCAAGUCGAAUGACAUCAACUGUAGAAAAUUCUUCUGUUGACAUUUCUGAAUCAUGUAAAAAACAAAGUAUAUUUAUGUUUAUUGAAAAUGAUUCACCAACCCCAGUUAAAAGAAGAUCAUUACCUCAGAGUUCAAGACUUAAAUCUCAAAGAAAUUCUUGGAAUGUUGAUAGUACAGUUGUUCAUAAAACUCAUCAUAGAACUCAUAGUAUAAAUUUAUCUGAAGAAAGUCACCUAGAUGCAAGGAUGACCCAAAGUCAUAUAGAAACUGGGUCUAAAGAAUUCUAUAAACCUCAAGAUUCAUUUGAUAUUGUAGAAUGUAAUGUUUCAGUUACGGUAAAUGGAGCUAAGGACAGUGGAAUAGGUUUAGUUGACUCUUUUGUUCGACUUUCUGAUAUGGAUAAAGCACCUUCUCAAGACAUUAUUAGUAGUUUGAAUAAAAAUGAAUCAAAAUCAGAGUCAUUGAGACGAGAUUUAAAAAAUACUGAGUUAGGUAGAUGUUUAAAACGAAUGUUUCCCUAUUUAAAAAGUACUGAAGUAGAACGAAUAUUACUCUCUAAACCACCUCAUUCUCUCAACAGUAAAGAAGAAAUUAAAACAGGUCUUGGAAAAGAUUUAUUGCGUAUGUUUUUAGAAGAAAUUGGUGCUGAUACAACUAUUGAUGUUAAUGGAAGACGAAUUAAAGCUCAUAAAUGUGUUUUAACUUCAAGAUGUCAAUAUUUUGCUGCCAUGUUCAGUGGUGGAUGGGUACAAAGUGCUGGAAAUGUAUUAUAUUUAAAAGGGUUCUCCUACAAGACUGUUCAUCUAACAUUACGAUACAUUUAUAGUGGUGAAUGUAAUUUCUCAGAGAUAAAAAAUGUUGCAGAAUUAUCCAAAUUAGCUGAUAUGUUAUGUCUUGAAGGUUUAAAAGAUAACAUAAUGUUGUAUUUAGCUGCAGAAUAUUGUCAUUUUUUUAAAGAGGUUUGUGAGCGUUGUACUGUUGGUAUUCUUGAGUGUUUGACAUUAAGUGUUGCAUAUGGACUUGAUGAUCUUUAUUUAUCUUGUAUUGUUUGGAUAAAUGAUAACUUUUCAGUUGUCUGGCCUACAAACCACUUUGUAUCACUGCCUCAGGAUUUAAAAGUCAAAUGUUUCAAACAUAAAGUUGCACACAUUGAUGAUCUGAAUGAUGUAUUGAUUGUGACAGAAGGCUGCGAAAAAAUAAAAAAAAAUUUACCAAAUGAAGAAUGGGCCAAAGAACUAGUAGACUUAACUACAGAUCUUUCAAAUAGUGUAGUAAAAUAUUUAGCCAAACAUUUUUACUCAACCAUCACCUCAAAAUAUUUCAAACAAAUACUUGAAAAUGAAAAUGUAUUUGCUGACAGUUUUGCUACACAUUUGUUAGCUUCUUGUAAUUGUGCGAAUAGAAAUCAAAUACGGCAAGCUUAUGAUCACUUAAACAAGUCGUCAUCAAAUAAUUUUUGGCAUGCUCGAGGUGAAAUUUUAGUAAAUGCUAUUAUGGAGCUGAUUAUUAAAGGUCUAGCAUCCGAUUUCAGAAAUGGUCGAGAAAGACAAGCAAUGGGUAGUCUUCCAAAUGAUUAUCGUAUGUCUGAAGCUCUUGCUAAAAGAAUUGCUAUUGAGUUAGGUGUAUCUAGAUUAGAAUUAGCAGCUAAUGGAACUUUAAUAACAUCAAGUCCUAUUAAAAAAAUAUCAACUAGCACUAAAGUAUUAAAUAAAACAUUUGAAAAUAAAGUUAAGCCAAAAUCUUCUGUUGAACAUGUUCCAAUAACCAAAAUUAAAACUUCUGGAAAAUUUGCUGAGGUUAAAUCAAGAUAUAUGGAACCAAAACCACAAAUCACUACACCUAUACCUCAAAAGAUAUUGACUGUUCAUAAAGAUUUACCUCGUGGCCGUCGCGUUAUGUCAUCAUCAACAUCACUGACAUCAUCUCCUAAUAUUCGAAAUACUGUAUCCAAUUCAAGACUGUCUACUAACCGAGUAACCAAAACAUCUUCUGAAUUAUCUUUGUCUACUCCUAAACUAAAAACCAAAACUAUCUUGCCUAAAACAGAUCCUCUACCAUCUAAUACACGUACAUCAUCCAUUGCAUCCAAAAUCACACCUAAAAGCACUAGAAAACCUGUACAGAAGAAUUUUAAUGCUAAAAUAUUGCCCAAUGCUAGAACAUUAAAUGGUACAAAAAAACAGACUAUUACUCCAAAAACCAAAUUAUUACCAAAUGGGCAUCCCACUAUAGGAUCUAGGUCAGGUACAUUUUGUAAAGAUGAACCUACUGUUAUGCAUAGUAAAGAUAUCACAAGUUAAAUAGGUUUUAGUGGGGUACUAUUAUACAUAAAUACUGGUGAUAAAUAUAUUUAUUAAUUUUUUUGAAAAAUAUGCGAUUGUGUUUUGUUAAUUAAAAUACUCAACCAUUACUAAAUAAUCUAAAUACUCAUACAUUUUACACAUAUGUUGAUGAACAAGAUUACUUUUAAUCAUUAAAAUUACAACUACAAUCUUAUGUUCUUUUU
Sipha flava (yellow sugarcane aphid) is the source of this 5842-nucleotide messenger RNA. RefSeq lists its product as uncharacterized. The coding region runs from base 912 to 5636 and encodes 1574 amino acids. Gene Ontology annotation, molecular function: protein binding. The transcript is spliced from 9 exons. Lineage: Eukaryota; Metazoa; Arthropoda; Insecta; Hemiptera; Aphididae. The record is from RefSeq and is a predicted model, not a curated record.